AUGGAGGGUGAAUUUAAGAAACUACUGUCGAGGAAUGAUGAAUUGAGUAAGCAGGAGGCUACCUUAAAGAAAGAGUAUUCUACUUUACUGCGAAAAAUCUCGAGUUUGGCCUGUGUACUGGGGAAAACAGAAGCGGAAGUUGAGACAGAUGAGCCAAGACUAAUAUCGGAAGCUGCUGUGGCAAGAGCACCUGCUUUACAAUGGUACAAUGAACAGAUAUCGCUGAUUCAGUCAUUAUCGCAGGAGGAUGGAAAUGUUCCUAUCCCACCUGAAUUAGCGGAAUCGUAUAAGCUAUCGAGGGAUACUCCUUUGUUACAUAGAGACUUACAUUAG
Molecule: messenger RNA, 333 nt
Organism: Torulaspora delbrueckii
Lineage: Eukaryota; Fungi; Ascomycota; Saccharomycetes; Saccharomycetales; Saccharomycetaceae
Gene: IES5
Product: Ies5p
Exons: 1
Coding region: 1-333 (110 amino acids)
Cellular component (GO): Ino80 complex
Source: RefSeq, a predicted model, not a curated record